AACACAAAUCACUGCAGGUUUCAUACAAUCUGAAUUCUGAUCUGAUACAAUCGCUUGUUCUUAGAGUUUCGCUAGGCUGUUUGAGAAAAUUCUUGAGUGACUGAGUGUUAUUCAGAAAGUUUGUACCUUUGGAACAUUUCGGAUAUGGAUUUGAAUAAUUUAGUGCUUUUAACAAUUAUUACAAGUUUUGGCACUUUGUUGAUGAGAGUACUUUAUAUUUUAAGUAAAAUAUACGCUCAGCAGAACAGACUUACUGUCGAAAAGAAAUCAUUAAAAGUUAUACUUUGCAUUGGAUCCGGAGGUCACACUACCGAGCUAUUAAAAAUUGUAGCUCAAAUGAAUUUUAAAAAAUACAGCCCAAGGCUUUACAUGAUGGCUGACUCUGACAAUAAUAGUGAAACUAAAAUAAUCUCCACUGAAAAGGAUACAAAAGACUAUCAAAUCUGCAAGAUUCCAAAAAGUAGAAAUGUACAUCAGCCAUAUAUGACAUCGAUUUUCAGCACCCUCCAUGCUAUUUUGUACUGUGUUCUACCAAUAUUUAGAUUUAAACCUGAUGUUAUAAUCUGCAAUGGCCCUGGAACAUGCAUUCCAAUUUGUUUUGUUGUUUUUUUAAUGAGAUGUUUUUGCAUUCUGGAUUGCAGAAUAGUGUUUAUUGAAAGUCUUUGUAGGGUAAGAACUUUAUCAUUGUCUGGGAAGAUACUACAAUUUAUAGCCGAUAUUUUUGUAGUCCAGUGGCCACAACUUAACUGGACUCAACAACCUCUGUGA
Leptidea sinapis is the source of this 768-nucleotide messenger RNA. RefSeq names its product UDP-N-acetylglucosamine transferase subunit ALG14 homolog. The record is from RefSeq and is a predicted model, not a curated record. The transcript has a single exon. Gene Ontology annotation, biological process: dolichol-linked oligosaccharide biosynthetic process. Gene Ontology annotation, cellular component: UDP-N-acetylglucosamine transferase complex. The coding region runs from base 145 to 768 and encodes 207 amino acids. Lineage: Eukaryota; Metazoa; Arthropoda; Insecta; Lepidoptera; Pieridae.